Molecule: messenger RNA, 375 nt
Organism: Peromyscus maniculatus bairdii (prairie deer mouse)
Lineage: Eukaryota; Metazoa; Chordata; Mammalia; Rodentia; Cricetidae
Source: RefSeq, a predicted model, not a curated record
AUGUGUGUCUGCUCCAAGUUGGUCUCUAAUGGCUCCUUGAUCAGGAGGAGCACUUCUCAGCUGCUGAGUUGGCUGCUGUCCACAGUAGAUUUGAACCAAUCGGAGAAGUUGACAGAUAAGGGCCUCAGUAGCUUGACAAUCACUAGUCUUCUGACCUCACUCAUCCCUAGCAGCAACUUCCAAACCAUUUCAAGGGGCAUCAGUACAGCUGCCAAGCUCAUUAGGGUUGCUCGUACAGUGGGGGUGACUGGCUCUGGGGCCGGGAUUGGGACUGUUUGGGGGAGUCUCAUCAUUGUCUAUACCAGAAACCCUUCUCUGAAGCAACAGUUCUUCUCCUACAUGACUCUAGGCCGUGGAGCUCUUUCGUCUAAUUAA